Molecule: messenger RNA, 1855 nt
Organism: Balearica regulorum gibbericeps (East African grey crowned-crane)
Lineage: Eukaryota; Metazoa; Chordata; Aves; Gruiformes; Gruidae
Source: RefSeq, a predicted model, not a curated record
AUGUGGAAGAAUUCAAGCCUCUGCUGCCUUUUAGCGCUAGCUAUUUUAUGUUUAAGAAGCUUAAUAUGUAGCCAAGAGAUAGGUUCUCUGGGCCACGCCCAGAAUUUGAAAUGUUUAACGCACAAUUUACGUAAAAUGAUCUGUACUUGGGAUGUCUCUUCUAAAGGAAGACAUGGACAAACUGACUUUUGCUACACUACCAAUGACCUCCUCCCUGCAGUGUGUCUUAAAACUAAGGAGAAAAGGGUUGAGAUUCCAGUCCCAGAGAGCUCUGCGACAGUGACAAUAACCACAAACAGCAUUUCUGGAACUGCUUUCGCUACCAAAGAAUUUGAAAUUCACAAGACAGACAUCUCAUUUGUUCCUCUUACUCCACGUAUUCUUAGUUUAACACCUGACUUUUCAACUUCCACAUUAAAUCUGAAGUGGAUUGAUAAUGGAUCAGUCUUCCCAUACGGACUGGAUGCCUUUUGGCAGAUUCAGAUACUCCGUAAAGAAGUAAUGGAAAAAGUCACACAAGUAACUUACUAUUCAAAACUGACUCAUGAAGACAUCAUUCUUUCUUGGAACUGGACAUCAGAUAUGCCUUUGGAAUGUACAUCACAUUAUGUGAAGAUUCGCUGUUAUAUUAAUGUAACACAGUUUGUUGGCCCCAAGGACUGGAGUGACUGGAGCCCAGUAGAAGAGGUCCCUGGAAAAGAUACCGAGCCCAAUGUGAGUGGGGUGUUUCCUCAGGACACCGUGGUGGCAGUAGGUUCAGAUGUGACAAUUUGUUGUGUCCAUCAAGAAGGACGGCAGAUAAAACAGAUGAAGUAUGAACGAGAAAUAUACCCAAUGAUACAUCUGAGCAGUCGGAGCAGUGCAAUCAGAGUGCUAAAUGCCAGUGCUUCACAUGCCAGUGGGACAAAUGUAGUGUGCGAACUGUCCGAAGGUGAUAUGGAUGGAACUGUCUUGUUUGUAGGAUAUGCCCCUGAUAUUCCCCAAAACCUCAGCUGUGAAACAUCCAACUUCCUGAUAAUAAAAUGCACCUGGAAACCAGGCAGACCCAGUGGACUAUAUGGAGAACGAAAAACAAAGUACAGUUUAUUUGAAAGAAUAUCUGGUAAAAAUGUUUCAUGCGAAGUCAAUGAAAUGCACAGAGAGCGUGCCUGUGACUUUCCAGUACUGGCUGAUCAAAAAACCUACGAUUUCAUAUUAGGCGUCUCCAAUCCUAUCGGGCAAACAGAGUCAUCGCUUUUGGUUGAUUUAACUCAAAGAGUUGAUCCAAAAGCUCCAGAAAAGUUAACUGUUUCUGGGAACAGCUCUACAAGCGUCCAUCUGCGUUGGUUUAUUAAUGGCAGCUUUGCUGAGAUCAGACUUCUGUGUCAAAUUGAAAUUAGCAGUGGUCACUCUGAGCGAAAAUUGCACAAUGUUUCCAUGCCUGGAGGAAAAUUCUCCACUUACACAGCUCAGCUGAACACAUUGCACCCUUAUACCAAAUACCAGUUCAGGGUGCGCUGUUCAGCUGCUGACCACUUCUGGAGGUGGAGUGACUGGAGCAGGAUAGAAGAGCACACAACGUUGGAAGCCCCUCCUGCAAGAGGUCCAGAUAUCUGGAGAGAGAGAAGUCCUUCUGGAAAAAGUCUAAAAAUCUUCUGGAAGCCUUUAUCCCUUUCUGAAGCCAAUGGAAGAAUAGUGUCUCAUGAAGUGUCUUGCUACCUGCUAGAGACAGCACUGGAGUCCAAAGAAGUCACCGAACCCUCAAACAGUACUGAGAUAAAACUUGGAAAAAAUGACUGUGUAAUUAGUGUUGUAGCCAAAAACCAUGCAGGCUCGUCUCCUCCUUCGAGGAUAACAAGCGUGGAACUUCCAAGCG